This is a messenger RNA of Cladocopium goreaui, 2745 nucleotides long. Lineage: Eukaryota; Dinophyceae; Suessiales; Symbiodiniaceae. The record is from the annotation of a GenBank genome assembly.
AUGCUGUUGACUCGUGGUCUUCGGCUGCUAGGUGCUUUUGACAAGCCUGGUGCCACUUCACCCUCGGCCAGCUUACUUGAGCUCCGGAGACGGCGUGCCGCGAUUUUGCUGCAGAAAGGCUUCAACAAGGCGUGCGUCGAGGAGUGUUCUCUUCUAGCAGACCCCAGUGGUGGCGGCUUGCGUGCACGAGCAUUCGCUCAGAUGGGUGCAUGGAAGGAAGCAAGAAAGGCUGUUGAGGAGCCCGGAGUUUUGCAGUGGACCCGUGACAACAUCGCCCCAAACUUUCCGAUGUUUAUCGACCUAGGUGCAAGGCAAGCAUUUGGCAGUUUUGACGUGCUACAGCUCAUGGGUGGCGCCAGUGUCAUGCAACACAUCAUUGUCCCGGACGACAUGGGUCCCUUGAGGUUCGAGUCUGCAAAACUGGAGCGCAAAGCCCUUCCGGGCCGUGGCCAAGGGCUGGUAGCAAAGGCCAAUAUUGCCGAGGGUGAGCUGCUGAUUGCCUCACGUCCGAUUGAGCUGAUUCGCCCUGGAGAUCAAGAUUGGCAGUACCACGCUGAUAUGGCCUUUUUGGAGGAAGUGCUGACCCGCCGUUUGUAUCAGCGAUGCAUGGAUUGCGAUGCUCAGUGUGUGGAAGAUGUGUUUAGCCUUUUCGAUGGGCAGGGCCACGGAGCUCGAUGGACACCACAUACAUGGCGCAGCGAUGACUUUGCGCUGCCCAUGCCGCAGGGUGCAGCUGGGGAUGAACUCUUCUUACGCCUGCGAGGAGUAGUGAAGCACAACGCACAUCGAUGGCCUGGAAAACAUCCCACCUCGAACUUGCCUGCUCCAGGGCUUGGCCUUUGGCUGUGGCCACCCAUGAUCAAUCACGCAACAGAGUCAGAUGGAAUGCCAAAUUGUGCGCAUGUUUUCAUUGGAGAUGUCAUGAUUUUCCGUGCCACGGCGCCCAUUCAAGCAGGACAGGAGGUCCUGGACCGAUACAGCACACCCUUGGCGGAUCACUUUGAGUUCACCCUGCACACCUUGGCUGCACAUGGCAUGCGAGAUCCAGUCUACGAGGCUGCUGCUGCACGUUGGCAGGAAGGUGGUGCGAAGCUGUCGAACGAGAAAGCCCAGCUGGUAGAAACUCUGACUUCAAUUGAGAGAAAGGUCACAUGGAGCAAUGGUGUCCAUUCUGUGGUUCUCCCAGAGUAUGAGGCGUUACGAGACCGCUACAAGGCUGCAGCCGUCACUCCUACUGCAGGAGAACUGCCUUUGGCCCCACCCGAGGUGAGGGCGUUGAACCUCCUGUGCGUUUUGGGCUUCCAGUUCGAGGGACGUUGUGCUGCCUUGGAGUGGCGUGCUGAGCUGGUCCGGCGAUUGAGCUUGGCGCGGCCGAUGCAUUUCGCUCAGGUGAAGCUUUGGGCUGAGCUGUUCGAGCGUUUGGAGCAUUUGAAGGCCAAAGACAAACUGAGCAGCAAAGAGCAAGAGCUGUCCGAAGAGGUGAAUCGUGAGCUUUGCCAAUGUGCAGCCUUUUGGAUCACUGGGAAGAUGGAGACCAAGAGCAUUGAGUCUGAGUGGAAGCAGACUUUCGUUGAUUGGGCCAGGGGCAGUGGCUACAAUUAUGAAUGGUUCAGCACUGUGGCUUUGGACGAGUUUGUCGAAGAUGGUCGCAGAUCCUUGUGCAAUUACCGCACAUCCAUUUGUGCGGCCACUACGUCCACAGGAUCCGCAGAGCUCAGCCUGGCAUCCACAGAACAAACCAUCUAUGGUCAAAUAGGAGUGCCAUUGAAGUCUGUCAAGAUGAGCAGCACUGAAGCCAAAAGACCCGGAAUCAUGUUUGGCAGGACCCGAAGCGAUGCAAUGCAGAGCCUGGAGGCGACGGAAGGGCCCAUCGGUCGAAGCCUUGCUGCCGAGGAAACUGAGGGUCAUGACGCGGGUGAGGAGAUUGAAGCUGAUCCAAAGCCAAAAUUUCAGGCAAACCUGGUAUGCGGUAUCUUUGAUGAGCGACCUUUUUUCCCAUCCGUCCUCUUCUUCUCCACGGCUCUUGGAGCUUUUGUCAUGCUCACUGAACAGCGGUCAAUUCUGAUAGACAUGUCUGGAUCUGCAUGGUUCUUCACCCUUUUUUUCACCGCCUUGUAUGUGGUGACACUCAGUUGCUUGACGUAUUGCCUUCUUUCAGAUCCAGGACAGAUGGACCGUCAGAAAUAUGCUGAUAUGAAAGCAGCUGGACUUCCGAUGCCAAAGCGUUCGCACAAAGCCUGGCUCUACAAGAGACCCAUUCGCCGAUUCGAUCACUACUGUCGAUGGGUCACAAAUGUGAUAGGGCUCAACAACCAUCGAGAAUUUAUGGUCAUGUGUGGAGGUUUGGCCUCCAUUGCAGUCCUGGGUUCGUUUGUGGACGCUGCACUACUCCUUUGGUGCAUCACACAGUUCAGAUUUCCACUUCUUUUGAUUCUUCACAUGGUAUACUCAGUGGUAUUUGCAAAGUUGGUGAUGCCAAUCGUCACCAUCCAUGUUGGCUUCGUGUCAAGAAGUGAGCUGGCAAAGGACUACAAGAACGAUGAGUUCUGGGUUCUUGUGGACAAAGAUACUGGACAGUCAACGUCGGUGAAAGAAUUGGAUGCGGAUGACUACAAUGAGGCUUUUGACAAUGACCUCUUUACAUACGAAAGCGCCCGAAAUCCAUACGAUAAGGGUUGGCACCGCAAUUGUUUGAGUUUCUGGUUGACCACCAGGUGGUCACCUGAUCAGCUGGGGGAAUUCUGA